AAUCGAAAGAGCAGAUUUCCUCAAGACAAUAUAAAUAUACAGUUCACGGAGAGGGAUCAGUCGGCCCAAACCCAGUAGAAAUCAAGAACAGAAGCAAGCAAGGAGAAUAUAUAUUGAUCUUUUUCUCUUUUUCUCUUUUCAACGAAUUGGGUCGAUUUCUGGGUUGAAGAUGGGGAAAGAGCAGAAGCUGGCGGUGGUGAUGAUGCUGAUGGGCCUGGUGUUGGUCUGCAGUAAUUUGGACAAGUCGUCGUCUUCUGGUUUUGCGGUGGUGGAGGCUGCCCCUGAUUUUCAGUGCUACGAUGGUUGCAUCACUGGCUGCGUCCAACCCAACACGAGAUUGAUGAGGCGAUGCGAAGUCAAGUGCGACAUCAGAUGCAAUCAAGCAGCAGGGGCUGCGGCGAGCAAUGGUCAGCUUGGUUGAAGUGUUGCUCCAAUGUAUCUUGAAGAAGGAUUAUCUAGAUCGCUUAUUAGUAUUUGUAAUAAAAUGUUGGCCUGCGUUGUUUACUGUUUAACCACUUCCAUUUGUUUGUUGUGCAAGAUCAAGAAAACCGAAGUCCUACAUUAACAUUUGUCUAUCCAUCUUUCUAUGUAUCUCCAUGUUACCCUUAAACUGAUGAGAAAUUUUACCUAUAGUUCACUUUGUAUUAUAAAGAAAUUCGUACCUAAAUGUAUAGGUACAAAUUGUAUUUGUUCUAUAACAUUGGGUACUUUUUCAAUUUGUAUGUGAGUUUGUAUUAUAAAUAAAUUCGUACUCGUAAACGAUACCC
Molecule: messenger RNA, 767 nt
Organism: Linum tenue
Lineage: Eukaryota; Viridiplantae; Streptophyta; Magnoliopsida; Malpighiales; Linaceae
Source: the annotation of a GenBank genome assembly